Misgurnus anguillicaudatus (oriental weatherfish) is the source of this 6964-nucleotide messenger RNA. The record is from RefSeq and is a predicted model, not a curated record. Lineage: Eukaryota; Metazoa; Chordata; Actinopteri; Cypriniformes; Cobitidae.
UGUUGAUGAAAACUACGCUCACGGAAAAUAAUAGGAGGAAUGCGCGAACCUCAACGCCAGUAUCCGACCAAUAAACUAGCCAAAAAAGAACUAAAUCAGAGAAUAUAAGAAUUGUUAGAGCAAAACGUUAUUAAGGAGGUAAAAUCUCCAAUAAUUAAUAGCCUGAUUCAAGUUAUUGAACCGGACAAUACAUUUAGAUUAGUGACUAACUUCACGGCUUUGAACAGAGCUAUUAAACCGGACAAACGGUGUAAUAAAUGCACGUAAUAGGCAGCAUUAAGCGAGUGAAAGAAAUGCAAAUUUCUGUUGGAAAUAGGUUUAACAAAGAGGUCAACACCGCUAAUAGAGGCGAGUCAGAAAGAAAAGGAAAGCGUUUUCAGUUAACAAUAAAUUAUUGUAAAUUUCUGCAAGUAUUUAAAAAGCUCAGUGGUAUUUCAGAGCGUAAUGAGGGAUAUAUUAAGACUUACCGGUAGAAAUGUAUAUCGUUGACGUCCUAAUAAUAUCCAACAAUGAGAAACAACAUACUUAAAUAUUUGAUCAAACGCUGAAGAAACAAGCCGAUGCACGUUUAAAAUAAAUAAAUAAAUAAUAAACACGAAUUAAUGACAGAGAUGGUUGAAUUUCUGGUUUUUUUUAUACAAACAUGCAACCGUGGAAUUACGCAAAUGAGCGCAACACCGUCAUUAAGACUCCGAACAUCGUAAGACACGUUCAAGAAAAAAUAGUGGGUUGGUAAAAUUUAGCCAAAUGGCAAAGCCACCAUAAAAGAAAAGCAAAUUGCAAUUGACGCAAGAAGCCGAGCAUUGCGCAGCUUACAAACGGUGAUUUAGACUCACUCAGGCCAGCUAGAAGUAAAACAGACGAAAAAGCCUUUUAAGAUGAUCUUGAAAUCGAUCAAAUUGGUUAUCAGUAGAUAGCUAGAAAUUCUAAAAACAGUAUGCUUAUAAGAAUUUUAACUGGAAGUUGACAAAGGCCGAAUUAUAAUUUAUUUCUGUAGACAAGCUUAUCAGCGCUAGUAAAAAUAUAUCCUGAAUUACUAUCGGAAAGCAGAUCUUUGUAAAAUUCGGAUAAAUUAGUCAUGGAGCAUCUGAUUAAAGACUAAAGUAAGGUUGCGAGAGCAUUGAAUUCUCGAUGGCAGAUGUGAAAAUAGACUUUUAGAUCCAAAUUUAAAAAUCAGAAAUAGAGAAAAAAAUGAAAUGUCAGAAAACCCUUGAAUCUGUUUAAAAGCAUUGUAGUUUAUAAGGAUGGUUCUAAAGCACCAUAAGGAGACAACGCACGUUAGGCGUACAUUAAGCCGGAAAAACAGUAGGAUCGAGAAAGUGUCAAAGGAACAAUUAGCUGAAGCUAUUGCAAUCGUAAAAUCUUUAGAGAGGUUAAGAGACUUAAAAAGCCAACCAAUUUGUCCUGGGAAUAAAUAGUUAAUACGUGGGAAAAAGCUUAAAUGAGGAUUUAAGUAUUAAGAAUAAAUUAAUAAAGGACAUAAGCGUAACAUCAACAUGGACAUUCAAAAGACAAUAGCGAGAUGGCUUUAAGCAAUAACGAAACUAACAGACUGGCUAGAAAGAGAAGAAUAAUUGUGCUUAGAGAGGAUGAGAAUAAUAUACAGAAAAUAACUACAGAAAAUUAAUCUUAUUUUACAACAUCUGAGCAUGAACUUAAUAGGUAAAAUCUUAACAAAUAAUAAAAUGCACGUUUCUAAAUGAAGGAAGAAAUAUCAGCGGAUCAGAUUGCUAUGUGAGAAUUGUAAGAAGAGGUUAUCACAAGUUAAGUAGCAAUUCAUAAUGUAGUAUAUUGCCAGAGAAAUUAAUGAGAAAUUAAUUUGUUGCCGAAGAAUAAGUUAAAUAACAAAUAUAUUUUGGUUAUUGUUGAUGGCUCUACAGAAUUUUUUUUUUUUUUGAUAAGGCACUAAUUCCAGAAUGACAAUAAAAGCAGUACAGGAACAGACUGCGCAAGGGAGACUAAGCAGUAAAAGGAAAGAAUAACACUAGUUAUUUUAUCGGCGGAGAGUUAAAAAAAAAAAAAAAAAAAAAAAAUACCCGCAAAAAAGCACAUGAAAUUAGCCCGGAGAAUAGAAGAAAUAAAAGAAUAUUUCAGGGCAAAUGCGAACUAACGCAAGUGGGAUUCAUUUUAAGAACAGGCUCUGUAUUAUAUUAAUUCAACAAGCGUUGAAAGAAAAGAAAAACCGACAUUGGAACGUAACAGAAAUUGCUUUCCAGGACAGAACGUCUAUAUAAGGUUAGUUCACAAGGAUAUGAACAAACCAUUUAAUGACCAUUUUGCUAAGAAAGACACGAUCGUGAAAGUAAUUGAUAAUUACACGAUUGAGUUAGAAAACAAUGGAAUUUGGUCCAAAAGACCAAAUCUCGUAUUUAUCUAAAUUGACCAUUGUCCCUCGACAAGCAGACGCCUGCUGUGAAAGACGCAUAGAGUGUGUCGGUGCUGGGACAAAGAGGUCAUAAAACCCCCGAACUAAUGUUACCCACGAAAAGGCAUUAACGAUUAUAUGGUACUGGGGCAUGAGAUUUUGGUAAGUAUAGGGUUAGGAUGAGCUUUAAGAAUAAGUAUGAGACCUGGCUGUCAGACAACGUUAAACAAAACUUGAACAUCUACAAUGAGCCACAAGUAUAAAAUAAAAAAGGUAAUAAAAAUCGGUAUUAAGCUGAAACAUAUUAUAAAAUGUAGUCAACCAAAGACUCCUUGAAGGGGGUAAUAGAUAUAUGAUCUUGAAGGAGACUUUGGUUGACUCUGACAACGCGAAAUUGACGAUGGCAAAUUGAAGCGUAACAACUUAGCAACUAAAUAAUUUGAACCAUGACAACUUCAUUUGACCAUGACAAAAGUGAAACAAACUGUUUCGAAUUAAAGAAUAAAAAAUGGAAAAUGAGAGUAAAGGAAAAAAUGCAAAUGGAAAAUGAAAGUAAGAAAAAAAUGAGAAUGGAAAAUGAAAGUAGGGAGAGAAUAAAAGAUUGAAAAGUAGAAGAGACUAAAAUAACUCUCUUAUAGAUGCCACGGGAGUGCAUUAGUCUAUUGCAAUUUGGAGAUAUGCCAAAAAAGUGUGUAGACACACAUUUAAGUAUAUGUAAGAAAAUAUACAAUUGGCAAUAGCAUAAUGUUUAGAUACAAAAAUGUAUUAAUGUAGACAAUAAGAAUAUGCACCCCUGAAACAGGCAUACUGGAGUUGAUGUAAGUAUAAAAUACAUUGAAUGUAAUAAGAUAAGAAAGCAAUGAUGAAAUAGAAAAAUCAUUGGCUAGCAUUUGAAUGAGUGAGGAGUGAAGACUAAAAUAAUUUGGAGAAGGACCUAAGAUGAAAUCGCACUGUGGAACAUUUCAGCCUGGUUGAACUUGGAGGUGAAAGUUCACCUACUCUGCCUUCGAAAUGUGAGUAGAACAACAACAACAUACGCUUUACUGCAGCUCACAAAUGGUUAAGACCACGUGUGGGGUUAAGUUAGUCUCUUUGGAAACUUACUAUAUCUAAAAUUUGCCAUGAUUGUUUGAUUUAAAUAGAAGCAGUAAAUACAUAAAACUUAUUGAGGCGGUUAUGUUCUACAGUGCACUACAGGUAUAAAGUAUAUACAUUAAAUAAUUGUAUGCUGAAGUGAAAACUAUAAAAAGUAUUCAUGAUAAUUAAAAAGAGUUAUCAAGAUAAAAUGCAUAUUAUCAUCUUGGAGAUCAAAUAUAUCAAGCAGGAUAUAUAUUCAUAUGAUUUGGACUAGAAAAGUAACAUUAAAAAUGUAUUUAGACUAAUUUGGGUUAAAAUACUGACAUGAUGGGGCAGUGGAUAAGACACAUGCCUUUGGUGUGAGAAACCUAGGUUCGAGUCCACUGUGACACACCAUUGUGUGCCUGAGCAAGAUACUUAAUCCCUAGUUGCUCCAGAGGCGUGCGACCUCUGACAUAUAGCAAUUGUAAGUUGCUUUGGAUAAAAGCGUCAGUUAAAUGAAUGAAUGUAAAUGAUGUAACAUAAACACCAAGAGCAUUAUGCAUGAUGGUAAAAAGAAUAUUUGAAUAAAACAUUUCCAUUGGACAUUUGUAACUAAACAACAAAGAAUGUUACUUGUUAAAUCUGUCCCAGGAGUAGGUAAGAAAGAAAGAGAAGUUUCACACAUUCUCUGGAGAUCGUAAACCAGUCAGAGAUGUUGUGAGGAUUGUUUUAAAGACACCACAGCUUAGCCUUUUGCUGAGUAUGUGUUGGGUGGUACAUAAAGUAAAAUUAAUUAUGACUAAUCUACCUCAGUUGCUACUUAAAUUUAAGGCUGACACUGAUUGUAAACAUAAUAUUGCUUACAAAUCUUGUUGAACAUCACUAGCCUUGGAAUGCUGCUAAAAGUUUUGUUUGUUUUGUUGAUUGUGUGUAUGUGUGUGUUUCACUGUUAAGAAAUGAUAGUGAGAGAAGGAGGUGUGAAGAGUUAAUACUUUUUAAAUUGACCCUUGGGAGAACUAAGAUAUGUAGUGGUCAGACAUAAUAACAGCACCUAUGUUUGAUUUAAUUUUGAAGAUACAGAUUUCAAAUUUGUAAAAGCACAGCAGGAGUAAAUCAGAAUCUAUAAAAAAAAAUUUGGAUAGUGGCAAAAUGUAUAACAUAUUGGGUGUAAUGAAAAAUGACAAUGGUAAAGUAAUUAAUAAGUGUGAUUGAAUAAAAUAUUAUACAAUAUGUUAAGAAACUUAGAAAAACAGCACAAAGUCAAUCACAAUCAAGAUCAUUGUAAAAUCAAAUUAAUGCUAUGGCAUGAAAAUGUUUUUGUUUAAAAGGUCAAAAUUGUAAUAGGAGAUCUGUGCAGUUUUGAGCAGUUGGUUUAAGAUUAUUGGAACAUAUUGAAGUUAAUUUAUGAAACACAUUCCUCUUUGCCAUGAGGAGUAAAAGCAGAAGAACACAGAGAAGUUCAAAUGUGGAUCAUAAAUUAUCUCUCAAAAGACGAGUUGGUGUGAUUCAGCCACACACUCAUAUAUCUAAACUGAACCUUUUUGAAACACAGUUACAUGACCAGGAGAGUCUGAUUAUGGCGGACCACUUUCUAGAAAAUCAGGAAUUGGCAGAAGCGGUAAAUGAGGCUAAGAGAUUGGAACUUAGGAGAACAGUGAGGGGUCAAUUAUUAACAAGAUGUGGAACAGAAUAUUGGAUUGCAGUUCACAAGGAUGAAUGUGUCUCUUGCUACAGGCAUCCUGUAAUGCAAAGAGUUGAAUUCAGUAUGGGACACUUCUGUCGAGAUUGUUUCAAGAGUGUUAAGAUAAUGACUUGGGUUAAUGAAGAUAAGACAACAGAGCAUUACUUGACAACUUUUAAUCUAAUGGAACGCACUAAUGCUGCGUUAUUUCUGACGUACCGAGAUAUACUCAAAAGGCUUCACCCAGAGGUUGAGGAAAUAUAUUAUGAUAUUGAUGAACACAAAGAUUGGACUAAAGAUAAAAGAGACCAUGUAGUACAUGAGCUUCAUAGAAGUAAAGCAUUGAGGGUUGUUAAACUUGAUGGAGUUCUUUAUCUCAUAGAGCUAAACAUCGAUGAUUGCAUCAAAAAGGAAAGGGUCUCAACUUCUGCCCCCCCAGUUCUCCAGAAGACUUCAAUGAUGACUGUGGCUCGUGGAGAAGUGCGUAAAAUGCAGGAGUCCAUGAUUCCGUUGAUUGGUCAUUGUAAACAAUGUAAGAUCAAUGGAAGGAGCCGCCAGUUCUUGUGUCAAAACUCUGAAGGAGAAUUGAUUGGUGCAUGCUACCAUGAGAUAACUGAUGGAAAAUUUAUAAAAGCAAAUUUUGGAGGCUAUCUGAACAUAGUGUUGCAAAGUGUAAAACAUUGGCCAGUAGGUGAUCAAGUAAAAGGAAUUAUAGUGGAAAGUAAUUGGGUAAGACCAAUACGCAAAGUUCCCUGGGUCAACAACUAUUUGAGUAUAUCUCAGCACAACAUUUUUACUAAUAGGGGUGAAAUGUACUUGAUGUUAAAAAAAUAUGAAAGGAGAGUUGGAAGAUAUCAGCCAUACUUAUGUUUGAAAAUGAGAACUUAAAGCUUGUAUAAUUUUGCAUGAAGGGGGUGUUGUGUAAGAUGCAAAUUAUCCAACCUUUAUAAGCCAAAUAAUACACCUAAUUUUAUAUGUAUUUCUUCUGAGCAAUAUAAACCGGUGGUUUGUUGUUUUAUACUCCUUUUACUAUGUUAAACUCUUUAUGUUACUUGAUACGCCUAGGGUGGCUUUGAUGUGAAGUAUUAUAAUCAUUGAGUUGGGAGUAUAUGCAUGACAGCUCUUAAAUUGCAUGUUUAACAAAGUGACACAUAUAUGGUUUUGUAUUUACUAGUUUAUUAAGAGUAGAGAGAUUGAUGCAUGUAUUAGAUAGAACAAAGCUUAAGGGAUACAUUACAGUUUAAAGCAUGAUUUAAAGACCUGUCUUCGUGGGAGAAAACGCAGAGGAGUUCGGAGAAGAACGACAAAGAGACUUCGUCAUAUAUUUAAGAUAUUAGGGGACUUUCCCAGUAGACGUAAGGAUGAAAGGCGUGCCAUGAGGCCCUGAAUAUGAUUCCUGGAAUUCAGACCUGAGACCGUGCCUAUAAAUUGAUGCUGGUGCAGAACUUAGGCAGAUCUGGAGAGCGCGCAGCAUCCAGCAUCUCCGUUGUCUGACAGCCUGAAAUCUUGUGUGCUCUAGACUUAGUACUUUUUAGAUUUUGUAUUUUUGUCUUAUUACUUUUAGUUAACUUGGUUUUUCUUAUUUCUUUUCUUUUUCUUUUUAAUUUGGCAAAACUUGUAAUCGCAACUAGCUAAAUUGUAUUAAUAAAUUUUUUAAAAAGACAAGAAGAAGUGUGCUUGCGUGAACUUAGCUCAAAUAAUCAACCACGGGGAAGUCUUCUAAUAAUUAUGUGAGUAUAAUCCAGUUUUCAGUUUCUAUCUUAUUUAAGGUAAUGUACGAUUGGUAUACUAGGGAAAUAAUUGUUAGAUUUGACUAUCCUUGCCUACCCUGAAUAGAAAGAAUAGGCAAAAGGUACAAA